ACUGUGUGUAUUUGUGUGUGUGUGUGUGUGAGAGAGUUUUCGGGGGCGGGGGGCUGUGCCAUCUGCAAGCCCCAGCGCCUGGAUUCGUGAUAUGCACACACAACUUUAGUUUGAUAACAAACCAGGGCAGCGCCGCGAUUCUUUUGAGUUUUUAGGACUCACUCUGAGAACAUACGGUUCUCCACGGAUAUCCCCCCCCCCCCUCUCUCUCUCUUUCCCCUGGACUCUAAACGUCUAGUUCUUCUCCGCUCUGCCCGAAGAGCUCCGGGACAUGUCGAGAGGCGGCUCUUCCUCCACCCGAAGCCUCCCCGAGUCGGGAUCCCGCUGACGCGCAAUGACAUGAAGGAACACUCUGGUGGACGUCUCUGAAGUUGCCUAGAGGGAGGACGACCUCACUGCAUUUUUCCGCUGACCUAGUCUCUAACCUUGCCUGAGGUGACACAGCAGGUUGGCCUGCUGUCGGAAUUUCCUGACUUUUUCUACCUGUGAAAAAAAACAAACAACACACCACCGCCACCAUGCAGACCUCGUCGCUUCGCCGGCAGAUGAAAAACAUGGUCAACAACUACACGGAGGCUGAGAUCAAGGUCCGAGAGGCCACCUCCAACGACCACUGGGGUCCUCCCAGCUCGCUCAUGUCUGAAAUCGCAAGCCUGACCUUCAACGUGGUGGCCUUCACUGAGGUCAUGGGCAUGAUCUGGAGGCGGCUAAACGACCACGGUAAAAACUGGCGCCAUGUUUAUAAGGCACUGACCCUGCUGGACUACCUGAUUAAAACCGGCUCGGAGCGAGUGGCCGUGGAGUGCCGCGAGAACAUAUACACCAUCCACACUCUGAGAGACUUCCAGUACAUUGAUCGGGACGGACGCGACCAGGGCAUCAACGUCCGGGAGAAGGCCAAGCAACUGGUGGCCCUGCUGAGGGACGAGGAGAAGCUGAAUAAGGAAAGAAGCCAGGCGCUGAAGACCAAGACACGCAUAGCAGGUGGCACCAGUAGUUUAAGUUCUGGAUCCUUGCCGCCUCCAUACCCAGGACACCGCAGCAGCCAGGGUGGCUCGUCGGGGGUCCAAGGGGAUGAGUUCCAGAGGUGCAGGGGCUCACCAUCAUCCUUUAACUCUUCCUCUUCCUCUCCUCAACUUGCUCCAGACAUGGAGCAAGCUCGGCCCGUGACCAGUGGAGAAGAGGAGCUGCAGCUGAAGCUGGCCCUGGCUAUGAGCCGAGAAGAAUGUGAAAAGCCCACUCCCCCUGUGGACAUUGAUGAACAGACCCAGCUCCAGAUCGCUAUGAGUCUCAGCAAGGAGGAGUCAAAGCAGCCUGUCCAAUGUGCACCUGUCAACCAGGAUAUGGAUGAGGACACCCAGAUGCAGUUGGCCCUGAGCCUAAGCAAGGAGGAGCACCAGCAGGAACAACUCAGUCGCCAAGGAGACGAGUCGAUGCUCCGGAAAGCUUUGGAGGAGAGCAAACGGCAGAUGGAGUCUAAAGGCGGGACCGCCUUCAUGGACCUAGUAGAUGUUUUCGCGGUGCCCUCAGAUCCGCCUUCUACUGACCAUCGCUGGACCAGUGCCGCACAGCAGGCAGCAACAGCCCGACCGGCGGGCAUGGAUCCCUGGGACUCGCAGCAGCCUAACACCUCGAGAGGAGCUUCUCCGUGGAUGGUACCACUACCCUCCAGCAGCCCUCCCCCACCAUGGGAGCCCCCGGCUGACCCCUGGGAUGGCCCGCCAAACGUCUCCGACCUAACCGCCACAGGCCCUGCAUGGGCCUCACCUGCAAACACAGCCUCCUUGAGAGUUGAUCCAUUUUCAGCCCGAUUAGAGGGAACGGCACUUGAAGGAGCCGUCAGAGACGCUUUUCCCCGAACUGGAAGCCCCUCAGAUGGGGAUCUGUUUGAUGAGGCCAUGGAUGGGGGUCUGAUGAAUGUCAACGGCCGAGGGGAGAGCAGUCCUGAGCUCUUUGACCUGUCACAUCUCGGGGAAAGCCUGGGUGCCCCCAGCCCUCGCACAUGCCGGACACCUGAGUCCUUCCUGGACCCCACAGCAGCAUCCUUGGUGAACCUGGACACCUUGAUUCCAGUAAAUCCCCAAGCCAAGAACCCCUUUUUAUCAGGCCUGAGUGCGGCUUCAGCAAACAAUCCAUUCCAAACCGAGCAGCCCAAAGUAACUCUGAAUCAAAUGGGCUCCGCCUCUUCGGCUCCUCACAGUUCUCUUCCAUACAGUGCCUCCUUGCCUCUGCCCAUGAGCCACCAGCCUGCCAGCCUCCCUUCGUCACUCACUCACCCCACGCAGCCCGGCCUGGUCCUGCCAGGGAACCUCCCUGAGCCCUUGCUGCCCUUCUCUUCCGCCAGCGCUCAGGGAUCGCAGGCUUCACAGAGCAGUCAGAACCCUUUCUUAUGAGGACCAAUUAAACCGGAGAGAAAUUUUAGGAAAAAGGGGAUUGCCGAUUAGGUUUACGCUCUCGAAAUAUCGCUCUAACCGCAGACCAAACUGUAGCCCGGAGGACUUCUAUGAAAACCCUAUUCAAAGUUGUUUUUGUAUUGUGGUAUAAUACAGUCACCCUUCAAUUUAUGCAAAUGGUUCCAAAGAGAGGAAUACAACAGAGAUCUAAUAUAUGAUCAAUUACAUCAUCAAUGGCAAAUGGCCCUUCACUAAAACAGCCCAUCCUGUUUGAUCACAAAUGCUGUAACAGGGUAUAACAGAGAUAACAACUUUGCAACAGGAAAUAUUAGUGUGGUGUCAAACCUCUUUUAGGCCAUAACCUAUUUCAAAAUGAAUACUGAUUCAAACCUACACAAAAGCACAGUUUGAUAUAAUCUUUUUGUCUCUGUACAUCCAUUCAGUCAUAUCUUUUACAGCUUAUAUGAUUGGCUAAGCCUGCCACUGCUGCUGUCAUGUUCUCUGGCCCCUUAGAAAAAUCGAUUUCUAAUAACAUGAAGAGAACAUGUCCAGCCCUUGAAAUGUUACUGCAUUAUUAACAACAGCAUCAUUAUCAACAGUAACCGCAUCAUUAACUGUGGCACUUCUGUCAGACCAGAGUUGAUGGAAAAAGAUCAGAGCAUAUCAAAUUCUACUAUGGUGAAAUGAAUUGUUGGGGUUAAGUGAAUGAAAUUAAUAAUUUAGGAGGACUGUAAAUAUUUCAGAGUAAACUAUAAGCGAGGCAACAUUAGAAGAUAUUUGAAUCAUGACUUUUAUUCAUUGCUUGUGAAGUCUCAGCAAAUAAUAAGGGUAUUAUUACAACACUGCUUAAUUGUUUAGUUGGUUUUAUUGCUUUGCAUUUUCUUAUUUCCCUUGAUAUCAAUACAUUUUGUAUGAAAUCCUCACUACACAAGCACACACCCAUAUCCCGUUUCAAUAUUAGCUUUGCUCCUUGUGCCCCCUGCUGGUAAUAACUCAUUACUACUCUGCUGCGUCCCUUGACAGUAAUUACUCUUUUAACAUUUGCUUUUCACACUUUAACGUUUUUUAAAAAUCUGAAAUACAAGAGGUUACUUUAUUUCAGACAGAGAUCAAUUCUUACUUAGCACUGCAUGAACGUUCCUCUGUUAUAAUGUGACGCAAAUCCUAUGACCACAGUCAUGAAUCCCUGCAAUUCAAUGUUUAUCUGCCAUUCAAUUAGGAACAGUGACCUGUGUAAAUAGCAGCAGGUUCGAUCUACACUCAUUCAUUUAAGAAAACGUUAACAUGACCCUGAUGAAGGCGACAAGCUGAAACACGUCGGUCUAACAAUAAAGUUGUUCUGUAUAAUGAAAGUA
Molecule: messenger RNA, 3748 nt
Organism: Hippoglossus stenolepis (Pacific halibut)
Lineage: Eukaryota; Metazoa; Chordata; Actinopteri; Pleuronectiformes; Pleuronectidae
Gene: epn3a
Product: epsin 3a
Exons: 10
Coding region: 519-2393 (624 amino acids)
Biological process (GO): endocytosis
Cellular component (GO): endosome; clathrin vesicle coat; plasma membrane
Molecular function (GO): clathrin binding; phospholipid binding
Source: RefSeq, a predicted model, not a curated record